CCUUUAGGGCUCGCGCCAAAAUGUGUGAAAGUCACAUUUGCCACGCAUGUUUGUCACGCACAUUUUACAGGGGCCUGAGCCGAGGAUUCCGCUGACCAUUUCCAAACAUGUGGGUCUUCUGAACUUGCAAUAGACUGCAAAAGUAAAUUACAACAACAACAGAUAAAACAAGUGUUUAGCUUUUCGCUAUCAGGACUCCAGUAUCCACCAAGGCCCACCAAAGACACCCAUUUAUGGCAAAUAAGACCACAGAGGGGUCAGAUGCCCCUGUUGGGUAUGAAGUUGUCCCAUCUACAACUGACACCCGUUGCCCCUCCCUUGAGGAGAUUAGGAACAAGAAAAAAGAAAUCUGGCUCAUCAAAGUGCCGUUCAAUUUUGAUAGAAGAAGUCUUUCAGGCGAGACAUUUGUGUUGAAUGGAUCACAGGACCUUCUAGUAACACAGGCUAACACCAAGAAAUACGAAAUAUCCUCCAGAGCAUUGAAAUCCCAUGAUCAAUCGUCUUGCAAAGUGCUGCUCCCAUCAACAGAAAACAAAUCUGUAUGGUCAGCGAGACCAGUCAAUGGUCACAUGACUGUCAUCCAGUCACGACACGUACCAAUAGCAGACAUCGCCCCUUGCCCUCCCCCUACAAAGCAUAAAGUCCCUGAUAUCAGGUGCAGGUGGAAACCCUUUGGCUCAGGCGAUCCCGAUGACAGUGCUGAUAGACUACAGGAGAACCAUGUUCCGACCCCCCCUCUUGCUUACACCCCCGUAAGAAGUUUGAAAGAAGAACAAAACCUACGAGAGUCACUGCAAGCCUCGGUGGAAGAAUCUUUAGAAUCACACGAACAGGAAAAGAAAGCUAAGAAGAAAAACAAGCAACCAAAAAUCAAACAUGAACCAGAGUCACCUAAGCAGAAUUCGAUGUCAAUGAGCAUUACAACACCAGUUAACCUAAAACAGGAAUGUCCUACUGACUACCAGUCUUCAAAGAAGAAAAAGCCAAGUAAACCACCAUUAGGCACGACACAGCUAGACCAGGUGAAAGUAAAGAAAGAAAGACUUUCUGAUGAUGAUUCGCCGGCUAAAAAGAAGAAAAAGAAAAAUAAAGUUUGACAUAAUUACACCCUUUUCAUCACCGUAAUAUUAGUAGACUGCUGUCAAAGUAAAUCGAGUUUUUCUUA
This is a messenger RNA of Nematostella vectensis (starlet sea anemone), 1165 nucleotides long. RefSeq lists its product as uncharacterized. Lineage: Eukaryota; Metazoa; Cnidaria; Anthozoa; Actiniaria; Edwardsiidae. The transcript has 7 exons. The coding region runs from base 234 to 1097 and encodes 287 amino acids. The record is from RefSeq and is a predicted model, not a curated record. Gene Ontology annotation, biological process: transcription by RNA polymerase I.